Messenger RNA from Babesia ovata, 3132 nucleotides. Its product is annotated as conserved oligomeric Golgi complex subunit 2, putative. Bases 1 to 3132 code for a protein of 1043 amino acids. Gene Ontology annotation, cellular component: membrane; COG complex. Gene Ontology annotation, biological process: intra-Golgi vesicle-mediated transport; protein transport; Golgi organization. The record is from RefSeq and is a predicted model, not a curated record. NCBI's taxonomy places the organism in Eukaryota, Apicomplexa, Aconoidasida, Piroplasmida, Babesiidae. The transcript has a single exon.
AUGCUAACGGUUAAACCCAAGGCGGAAAUGGCAGACGAUGCCAAGAGUGUAGAGCUCUACAAUGAAGCGAUCGAACACCUCAAGUCAGUCAGCCUGCAGGUGAAGUCUCCAGGAGAGUAUGUUGCGGCAAGGCUAGAAUCGGUCUCUCUAGAUGAUAUCAGACGUGAGCUUAAGGCGCUGCUGGCAUCGUGCCAGUCCAACGCCUCGGGGAUUUUGAAGCCACUAGUGUCAACUGCCACCCCUUUCAAUGAAACGAUUGAGUCUACCAUACAGUCUUUGCUACCGUUCAAGGAGGUGCUGAAGGAGUCUGCACAGCAGCUUGAUGUCGGCAGGCACUCAAUCAAGCAACGAAAGUCACACGUAAAGUUGAGUUUGUGCAGGUUUGUCAUGGUUUCAUAUGCGAAAAUGGCACUGGCGACUCACCUGGAGGCUGUCAAACACCUGGAUAACAUCGCCGAAGAAAUACUCGAUACGUUCUCAACGGAAGAUGACACCGCCAUUAAGAACGACGCUAACAUUGUAUUGAGGGCCAUAGAUGCGCUUGAAAAACGCACGCAAUUUAUGGAGAAAACGGGCGGCAUCGUAAAAUCUGAUGACGACAAAUCAAAUGUGACCAACGAUUGGGCAAUCUUAGAAGUCAUUCCGUCUGAGAUUAAUAGGAUCCAGAGGUUGCUUAAACAAGGGGACUAUUACGAAAAAGCCAUCACCGAAUAUAUGAACUACUAUCAAAAAACGCUGAAGGAGGUAGACCAUGAGCAACUGGGUCUGAAGGAGGACGUAUCGAUUGACCCCGAAAAGACUAAUAUUGAAAACAUCUUGGAAAUAGAGAAGUUGCUGCAAUGGAACGAAUUGGAGCAGUUUAGGUCGACUUAUGCAGUUGACUCGGCGUCAAAGAACGUUACCAGGCUGCACGACAGCCUCAUCAAGCUCACUGACACGUGCACCAAAAGUGAGAUGACCACGCUGUUUACGCUCUACACCGAGAGGGCAAAUCUGUGUAUGCAGGACGCCAUGCAUGCAAACACGUGCCGAAAGCCAUCUCGAGAUAUCGCAACCCAUGUGAACGGGCUAUGCUCACUCAUAAAGGGGGGAGAACAACUGCGACUGCCAACGGCGGGCUCCAACAACGCCAUUCUACCCUUUGUUGAUACCUUCAUCCAGGUAUUUGUCAAACCCAUACUGAACACAAUUGUUGGCGAGCUGGUCCAAAGCGAGCAGGGAUACGUGCCACUCAGCCCUCAUGGAGAAGCGAACAAGUUUCCCAAUUUUGUUGACAUGGCCGUGGAACGUCUUCUCCACCCACAAUACAGUGUUGCAAUGCAACUGCUAAACGAUUUGGCAAAGGCGUCUGGAAGUGAUAAAUUUAAAGUGAUUUGUGUUUUUGACGGGAUUGCAAAAGAGCUCUUGAGGCACAUCGAGACGCAAUUUUCGUCGAUAUAUUUCCCCAUAUAUGUGGACCGGUUCGCCAGCAAUUUGGAGUCAUACAACCAACUGAUUGAAAACAUCGAAGUGGCGGCGGGCAGCUACCGCCACUACCUGAAGUGGAGAGGAUCGGACAUACCCAAUAGCGUCUCUAGGUGUUUCAGCGUUGGGGCUGUUUGUGAUAAUUUCAUCGAGCAUGCUGCAAGAAAGCUAACGACUGAAAUAAAGAUCAACGGCAAUAUUACGGGCAAAGUGCUUGAGGGGGAGGGACAGACGUUCUACAUGCCACCCUCCAUGGUGCUGCAUCGGCAGCUGCUGGCUUUGUUCAACCACCGCAACUUCUUCUACCACCUGGUGCCGCAAUACCUCAGGGGCGCGUCGGAAAUGUUUGCGGAAUAUGUAAAAUACCUGCAGUCAACAGUGGCCAAAAUGGAGUCGAUGUACGCCACGGAAUCUAGAGACGGCACCGAAUCCGGGGAGGGUGUGACCAACGCUGCAUAUAUGUUGCACGACCUCGAUGUAAUUGAAACCGCCAUAAAUUCGGGAGGCACUGAAUCUCUCACCAUCACACUCUCUACGCUGCCAGUUGACGCCAGGGAAUUCGACUAUGGCGCAAACUUCCCGCGCGGGGCAAACACGUGGGAGAUUUCCGAGAGCGAGCAGAGCUCGCCAAAAGCUUCAAGCGCCAGCACUAGCAGUGGCGGAACGACUUCCACUCAUGUUUCUGUCGACCCUAGCACUCCCUCGCAAUCGCCUCCCAAUGAAACCGAAAUGGAUGCGAACUCCAAAGACCUGCAAUCGGCAUUAGACUCAAGCAACUUGCCCUCUACUAUUGUGCUUCUUGAAGGUAAAUCGGACGGUGACGUUGUUAAGGCGGCGAUGAGAAGGCUGGAGUACCCGCUGCAGGUUGCAUUUAAACGCGUCUCGUUUGCCAUGGGUGGCAUCGACGCUAAAGAUACCUCUAGGACGUUGACACAGAGGUCCAGAGAUCUUUUGGAUAAAUUGUGGAAGGAUGCGCAUAAAUCGAACGACUCGAAUGGUUCCCAACAGAAUGGUGACAACACGACAGACACGCCGGAGGGCGAUGUAGAUAAGCUGCCGUCCGAAGACCUAACGGAUGUGAAGGCGCUUAUUACGUUUACAAAAACGAGCGUAGAACUGCUCUACAAUUUUUUCAACAGUGCGCACGAACAAAUCGAGGGCCUCAAGUACAAUCUGGAGUAUCUGGUGAUACAAAACCUGGUAUCGGGUGCUACAUGCAGCUUGCAGUUUCUGCAGUCAAUGCCGUCAAAGUUCAGGACCGGGACCAAACAGGACGUAAGCAAACCCAGCAAUUACGUUAAGUACACGCUGGUCCCGCUUCUGUCGUUCAAAGAGUUCACGGCGCCGUCGAUACCGCAGGACCUGGCGCGCAAAAUUUUGACUCAGACUGUCGCCAGGCUUUCGUCUGAAUACCGGACACAGGUGUUGAAGCUCAUGCAAACAGUGCAAAACCUCAACGAAUCGCUGCUAAAUGCCAAAAACGUCAAGGUCAAGGAACAGGGUGCCAACUACCUCAUCGCAGAUCUCGGCCUGAUUAGGGCGCAGUUGAAAACGGAUAUCGCAGAAUUCGUCCAACAGUGCAACACAAGGAUGGAAAUCCAGCAGGAGCACUGCGAAGAUCUCAGGCUGCUUAGCGUAUGCGUUCCGGACGACGCAGUGGAGGCAUGA